AUGAGUGAGAAUCAGGAGCCAAAUAAAAAAUUGAUCAAAGAAGUAAGCGAUAGCCUUCAGAAUCCCUUGAAAUUUUUGUGCAGCGAUGCAAAAAAAUUAAAUGUUUGAUUUUUAAUUUUUUUGCUGCAAAAUUCCAAAAACCCUUAUUUUUGUCGCAAAGUUUACCCUCAAUUUCUUCAGGAAGAUUCGGAAGAGGAAUUGCCAUUAACAGGGGUCCCGUCAGACCAGGAUUCCGAGAGGCUAAAGCCAGUCCCGUCCGCCGAAAUCACCCGACUUCGGGAUGUACGUUUGCCCAGGAUAACAUAAUUUUUUCUAUGAUUUUGGCCUAUGGUUAAUCUGUCAUCUUCAGAAAGCCAUCAGUCCAAGUGGCCCCAAUUACCCGGCCAGUCAAGGGAAUAUUAACAAAGAAUGUGAUCAGAAGAAGAAUUAG
Molecule: messenger RNA, 430 nt
Organism: Bursaphelenchus xylophilus (pine wood nematode)
Lineage: Eukaryota; Metazoa; Nematoda; Chromadorea; Rhabditida; Aphelenchoididae
Source: the annotation of a GenBank genome assembly